Molecule: messenger RNA, 1320 nt
Organism: Strongylocentrotus purpuratus (purple sea urchin)
Lineage: Eukaryota; Metazoa; Echinodermata; Echinoidea; Camarodonta; Strongylocentrotidae
Product: adhesion G-protein coupled receptor G6-like
Exons: 6
Coding region: 1-1320 (439 amino acids)
Biological process (GO): cell surface receptor signaling pathway; G protein-coupled receptor signaling pathway
Cellular component (GO): membrane
Molecular function (GO): G protein-coupled receptor activity
Source: RefSeq, a predicted model, not a curated record
AUGACUGAAACUAUCUCUACGGAAGGUCUGGAGAUUGUGGCAGAUAUCCUCGAAGAUAUCACAGAAAUAGUUUCUACUGAUGUACAGGUGACUGAGUCUAUUGUGGAUAUUGCAAGUAACAUUGCGGAUCUACCAGAAGAAGAGCUAGAAAUGGCUGAAGACGAGAGUGGUGCUCCAAGCCGUGUGGUUAUAUCCCUUGAGGCACAACUCGCUGUAGUUGAGGUUAUACAUGAAACUCUUCGGAUCGUAGAGCCCAAUAUUGCCGCAGAGGUACUUGAUGUGACUAUGGAUGAAAUCAGCCAGGGUAUAACCGUUUUUGUGUCUGCUACGUCCGAUGGAGAAAGCAUUUCAGAAGAUCAUUUUCAGGUGGCAGAAGGCGAUCUGACACAAGAGCCAGGGGCGCUUGAAGCCCAGGCGACCCUCUUCAUUCCAUCGGUCUUAGCGGAUAGGUUCUCCGGGGUGACGGGCCGGCUGGUCAUCACAACACAUUUGGACACGGCUCUCUUCAGGGACAAUGGACUAACGGAGUUGAAUCGGAAUCGAAACCAGACGGGAUUCACGCGAGAGUUGAAUUCGAGGAUCAUAGCGGCGUCGAUCAAUAACGAAGCAAUCGAAGACUUGGAGGAAACCGUGAUGAUUGCAUUUACUCCUAUCAAUCCGAAUGGGACAAAUGCCACGUGUGUCUCUUAUGACUUUGAUAAUAAUCAAUGGUCCACGCGAGGGUGUGAGAAAACAAGUAAUGGCAGCAUAGACAGAAUUACUUGCGAGUGCAAUCACCUUACCAACUUCGGCAUUCUCAUGGAUAUCUAUGGAUUAGAAGGAUUGUCGCCACAGGCAGAUUUCAUUCUGGAGAUCAUAAGUUAUGUUGGUUGCUGUAUGUCAAUAUUAGGCCUUGUCAUCACAAUCCUCACAUAUGCUUUAAAUAAGAAACUUCGUGAUCGGAAACCCAACCAGAUCAUUCUGUCCCUCUCCAGUUCCCUGCUCUGUCUCUACAUCGUCUUCCUGGUCAUGAUAUCUGUUGACACAGAACGAGGUGUGGAAGAAAUUCCUCCUCUGCCUUGCAGUAUUCUAGCUGGCUUCCUCCACUAUUUUACCCUGUCAUCUCUAUUCUGGAUAGGCGUCGAGGGCUACAACAUGCAUAUUCUCUUCGUUCGAGUUCUCAAUACGUAUCUACCCCAAUUUAUGAGGAAGGCUUCACUAGUUGCAUGGGGUGAGCCACCAUCCAUUAAUUAUCUGAUUUUUGACUGUAGAUUGGAAGCCUUUUUGCCGAAAUGUGUUACCAGCAUGAUCGAGAAGGCUUCCGAAAAAAUCACCUGUUGA